CUCCCGAUGCGGACGUUCAGCAUCAUCCUCCCCGCAGCAUCCCUCCUCCUCCACUCUAUUCCCUCGCUCGCCGCCUCCUUCGCCCCCGUCGCACUCACGCCGCCGCUCAAUUGGGUGGCAGAUUCCUAUCUCUUCCCCGCCAACAUCAUCGCAGGCUACAAUGCCAACUUGACCGAGUACAACGCCACCACCUGGGGCGCGCAUGUGCUCGCAGCUUGCGCCAGCUUCACUGCCUGCACCAGCGCGCUUGCUUUCCAAGGUAACAAUAAACUGUGAUGAUACGUGGAAAUUGAUGACGAGGCUGAUAGUAAUGAAGCAACCAACAGCGGGAGCACGGGCGGAAGAUU
Molecule: messenger RNA, 347 nt
Organism: Paraphaeosphaeria sporulosa
Lineage: Eukaryota; Fungi; Ascomycota; Dothideomycetes; Pleosporales; Didymosphaeriaceae
Exons: 1
Coding region: 7-276 (89 amino acids)
Source: RefSeq, a predicted model, not a curated record